Messenger RNA from Dunckerocampus dactyliophorus (ringed pipefish), 10238 nucleotides. Its product is annotated as apolipoprotein B-100-like. The transcript has 26 exons. Gene Ontology annotation, molecular function: cholesterol transfer activity; low-density lipoprotein particle receptor binding. Lineage: Eukaryota; Metazoa; Chordata; Actinopteri; Syngnathiformes; Syngnathidae. Gene Ontology annotation, cellular component: mature chylomicron; low-density lipoprotein particle; very-low-density lipoprotein particle. The coding region runs from base 184 to 10077 and encodes 3297 amino acids. The record is from RefSeq and is a predicted model, not a curated record. Gene Ontology annotation, biological process: cholesterol transport; lipoprotein transport; cholesterol homeostasis.
ACCUUUGGCCUGCCACAAGGACUGCUCAGACUUUGGAACCAGGGCAACACAUUUCCAAGUCCCGCUAAUCGCGUCCAGGCAGACGGAAGAACUAUAAAAGCCUAAAAAUCAAAGCACGGGGAUUAGUCUUCACCCAAGGAGGAGACUCGUCUUACCUGAAGGCUUCCAGGUGCUAAGCCCGACAUGGGGGGUGCCAGGUUCUGCCUUUUGCUGCUACUGGGCACAUACACACUAGCCCAGCAAGAUGUAGGAAGUGUGGAUGACCAAUCUCCAACAUGCUUUUUGGCCAAAAGAUAUAAGAACUUCAGACGCUUUGUGUACGACUAUGAGGCUGAGACCUUCAACGGCGUUAGCGGCGCCACCAACAACAAGAGAGGCCCCAAAGUCUCCUGUAAAGUCGAACUUGAAGUGCCUCAGACCUGUAGCUUCAUCCUGCGCACUACAGAAUGCUCCCUGAGCGAGAUCCUUGCCGUAGACGAAGAGGGGAACGCGCUGUAUCGCCCCGCUGCUGGAGCUCAGGCCUUCAAAGCUGCAAUGGCCAAGAACCCACUGAAGAUCACAGUGGAGGGACAGACUGAUGUGAAACUCUUCCCCGAGGAGGACGAGCCCGUCAACAUCUUGAACAUCAAGAGGGGAAUCGUCUCCUCCCUCCUGGUUCCCGCCAUGGAAGAGGACAGAAACAACAAAAUGGCCACGGUGUAUGGCAUCUGCGCCACCGACUUCACGGUCAACACCAGAGGAGACAUCGCCACCGACGUGACCGUCAGCAGGGAUCUUUCCGAAUGCGACGGCUUCAGCGCUCACAGACACGCCACCAGUCCCUUGGCGGUCAUCUCCGGCAUGCACUACCCCUUGUCCAAGAUGAUCAGCAGCCGCCAGACUUGCAACUACAAGUUUGACAACCAGAAGAAGCACAUGACGAGUGGAAGUUGCACAGAGAAGCACAUCUUCCUGCCCUUUUCCCACAAGAAUGAGUAUGGAAUUUCGACUCUGGUGAAGCAGACUGUGACUCUGAGGGAGACUGCCAAGAUUAAUGACAGAAUCUUUGACCACAAUGAGGCCAACCUCCGCUUCUUGCCAAUGGACCACGUUGACAACAAGUCCCCAGUGCAAUCUAAAGAUGCCGCCAUUGCCACAAUGCAGCAGCUGGAUACCCUGUCCCAGACCAGUCAGGGCGAGCAGCGUGCCUCCCUCUUCCACAAACUGGUGUCUGAGCUGCGUGGCCUGAAGGCUGAUGUGUUGGGAUCGGCCGUCCUUGAGAUGAUGGAUGUGUCCAACUCCCUGACCAUGCAAGCUCUGAUCCAGUGCGGUACUCCGGAGUGCAUCAGCGCAAUGCUGAAAGUUCUCAGGACCGUUGAUAAAUCUGCUCUUGCAGUCGAUGCCGCAGUUUACGCCCUGGCACUGCUGCCUAACCCCUCCCGCCUCAUGGUCAAUGACAUGCUGGCCAUGGCUCAGUACAAGCAGAGCAAGCCCAUCAUGUAUGCGUUGAGUAAUACAGUCAGGAAACUGUACCAGACUGAGGGCAAAGUCACUCCGGAGAUUACUGCUGUUUCUGACUUCCUGGCCUCCCUUCUGGGCCCAGACUGUGCUGGGGACAAAGACCUGACCUUCCUGACACUUAGGGUUGUAGGUAACAUAGGAGAUGUCAUGGAAGAUGCCAACCCCGCUAUCAAGAACACCCUGUUGAAGUGCAUGAGACAGCCCACAACCACCCUGUCUGUUCAGCUUGCAGCCAUCCAGGCUUUAAGACGCAUGUCUUUGACAGAUGAGAUUCGCGCUAACCUCCAGAGGGUCUGCCAGUAUCCAAAGGGUGCUGUGCAGAAACGCCUUGCGGCCUACCUGAUUCUGAUGAGGAAUCCCCAAAACAGCGACAUUGAGAUGGUGAAAAAGAUCCUGAAGCAGGAGCAGAACGAGCAGAUUAAAUCUUUUGUGACCUCCCACGUCUACAACAUCAUCUCCUCCACCGAUUCUGACACCCAGAAGCUUGCUAGGAAGAUGAUGGACGCCUUGCAGGACAUUGACGUGGUCACUCACAAUGACUACACAACAAAGUCUCGCAACUAUAAGCUGGGCGUGGCGCAUGAAAACAUGCAGGCUAACAUUCAGGGCAACGUUAUCUUUGACCCUAGCAACCACCUGCCCAGAGAAGUCCUGCUGGAAUCUACCCUGAAAGCCUUUGGCUACAAUAUGGAUAUGUGGGAGGUUGGCAUCGAAGGGAAAGGCUUUGAGCCCACGAUUGAGGCUUUGUUCGGAAAGAAUGGCUUCUUCCCAGACACUCUGUCCAAGGCUCUGUAUUGGGCGGAGGACAAGAUGCCAAUCAAGAUAAAGGAAGUUCUGGAGAAGUGGGUUGUUCCGUUGAAAUCAGAAGGACAGAAGGUUCCUGAAGAUCUUAUGAGAGAAAUUGUUCGCAAUUUCAACAAGCUGAUGAAAGAACUGCAGAAUCAAGAAUCCCCGGAGGCCAUGGCCUACCUGAAGAUCAUGGGAGCAGAGCUGGGUUUCAUCAAGGCCAGCGAACUGAGGUUUAUUGUAGAUAAUGCCAAAAUGUAUGCAGACAUUUUCCUCAAGGUCCUCCCUACCCAGGUUCUGUCUAAACUGAUGUCCGGCACGGACAAUGAGAUCUUUAUCCAUUACAUGUUCAUGGACAACAAGUUUGUCCUCCCAACUGCAUCUGGCCUGCCUCUGACCUUUUCUCUAUCUGGCAUAUUUGCUCCCGGAGCUAAGGGAGGCCUUCGUAUUUCCCCAAACAUGAAUGAACUGUUGUUCAUGCCCUCUGUUGGACUGGAGUUUGUGACCCGAAUGGGAGUCCAUGUUCCCGAAUUUGUUGACUCGGCUGUUGAGAUGCACACCAGCUUGUACCACGAGAGUGCCCUCAAUGCUAAGCUAACCAUGGAGCCAAACCAGGUCAAACUCUCCAUCCCGGCCGCAAAGGGGACUACAAAGCUCUUAAGAAUCAGCAAUACCGUGCUGAUCGUGGGAGCAGACUUUACUGCCGAAAUCCCACACAAUAUGGGCGACGUAAACUGUGACUCCAUCCUCGGAUUUAAUUAUUGCACUAAAAAACUGCAAGUUGACCUUCAUAACAAAAAGAACGUGCCUUACUUCCCCCUGAACGGAGAGACAAUGUUUGCAAUUGACAUCAAGCCUGUCAAAGAGGUGUCAGCCUACACAGCCACUAUUGCAUACAAUCUCCUCAGUGAAGGAAAUGAUGGCCGCCAGAAGGUUGAUUCCCUGAAGAUGACUCUGAAAGCUGAAGGAGCUAAACCUACUGAAGCUUCGGCCACCAUGAAAUACAACAGGAACAGGAACGUCUUCACCACCCAACUCCAGAUACCCGACAUUGAUGUCGAAGCCGGAGUGAAGCUUGGCUUGACUGACAGCAGCACCAAAGGCAAAGCCAUCAUCCUUGAGCUCUCCAACAAGAAAGUGCCACAGCUCACUCUGACUGGUCGUGCCCAGCUUCAUGCCAUGACUGAUGGAAUGCUGCAGGUUCAGCUGUUGGUCCCCUCUCUGAAGACAGAUGCUACCAUCUCUGCUACCAUGAGCAAAGCUGAAGAUAUCAUCUUUGAGAUCAAAAGUGAUGUGAAGCUCCCAGAGACCUCAUCCAUUCAGUCAGUCACGUUCAAAUAUGGCGAGGACCAGGCUGAAGUUAAGCUGAUGUCCAACAUGAAUGCUGAGACCAAAGUUCUAGUGCCUUACACUGAAGCCCUCAGGGUCUGGGUCAGGCAGUUUGCUAAAGAUGCCAUGGAUCAUCGGGUUGUCAACACUGACAUGAAACUGCAUCAUAUUGUCAACAAGGCCCUUGAGGCCAGCAAGAUCUGGAUGAACAAGAUCUCAGCUGAUGUCCCCUACGUGGAGACUAUGAGGAACAACAUUGCAAAGGUGGAAAUGCCCUCCAUGCCCGACAACCUGUUCAUGAACAUGGAAAGCAAAUUCCGAUACCAGUUCAACAAGGACCAUCUGACCAUCAGUAUUCCAUUGCCUCUUGGAGGGAGAUCCUCUGAGGAAUUGAGGAUACCUCCCAUGGUCACAUCCCCUCACAUUUCCAUGCCACAGCUGGGAAUGGAGCUCGCCCCACGGGAGAUAAACAUACCCACAUUUACAAUCCCCUCUGAGCGAGAAAUCACUCUGCCCCUUAUUGGAAUGGUGGAAGUGUCUGCCAAGGUGAACAGCAAUUACUACAACUGGGAGACAACUAUGUCUGCAGGCAACAACACUGUGAACUCUCCAAACUACAUAGCAAAGUUUAAAGUUAAGGCUGACAGUCCAAUCAAACUUCUCUCCUUUACAACUGAAGGAGCAACAGAAGUUACCGAUACAGAUGAGAACACAAUGAAAUUCACUCUAAAUGGCACCCUGGAGCACCAGUUUGUGAGUACAAGGGUUAAUGUGGAGGAAACUAUGGCAGUCUCGGACAGUGUCAAGUCAUCAGGAAUCUACAACAUCCAUGCUGCCACCCCUCUUGGUCUGCGGACGUCUUUGGAUAUUACCAACCACUUCACACUUGAUUCAGCCAAGCUAUUUGGCGAUAUCAACGCUGACGGAAGUGUCAGUGUUGGAUCUUUAACCUCUAGCACCACAUAUCUCAACACCUUUUCAGUUGACCCUACAAAGAAGGAGGCCCGAUUGGAGAGCACGCUGAGAGCAAACUCUGAUAUCCUUAAGGUUAUGAACAAGAUCAAGGCUGUGUACGCAAAUGAGGAGCUUAUGAUUGAUUCCAACACCAAUAUCAACAGUGACCCCAUCAAGCACUCGACGAAAAUGAGCCUUAACCACAAGGAUGCCAAGCUUACCAUUAAGUCUAACUCUGUGACCAAGGCUAAUCAGAGAACACUUCAAAAUCAUGUGGAAUUCACCGCCUCUGAAGGUCAAGCCAACCUCCGUUUAGAAAAUAAGGCUGAUGAUACAGUAAACCGUGCCUACUCUUUGCUCACUGGCUCCAUGAAUCCCACUGGCUUGGAACUCAAUACUGAUGCCUCCAUUACCAUAUUUUCGAGCCUUUCCUCUCACAAGGCAACCCUGACCCUGAACACGAAUGGCCUGACCACCAGCUGUAUUACAACUGCUCAGCACAGAGCACUGACCUUUGAGAAUAUUUUCCAUGGGGGACUUGAUGCUGCUGGCGCUACCAUGUCUCUCACCACAAAGGGAGGCAUUCAAGAUAACAAAGUUGAGUUCAAUGUUGAAGGAAAGGUUGCCGGCUCGGAAGUCUACCUCAAUGGUCUCUUUACGGGCGACGUCCUGGGUGCCAACACAAGAAAUACAAUGAACUUCAGAGUAAGCGAAGAUGGCCUUAUCGUAUCCAACAGUAUAGUUGGAUCUUUUGACGAAAUGAGGACCGAUAAUACUAAUUCCCUUUCCCUUACACUGAAAACUUUGACCCUCCACACCAAGAGCAACAACGUCCUUAACAAGAGAAACUCCUACAUGCAUGACAUCACAGUUACCAUGGAGCAUUUUAUAGCCACAGUUAUGGUGAAAAAUGAUCUGAAGAUCAUGGAGAUCAACGUUAACAAUGAUGCACGGUUCACGGCACAACCCUACAAUGUGGAGCUGAUGGGAACACUGAAGGGAGUCUUGUCAGGCGAUGAACUCAAGCACACUUACGAAGUCAAGUUCAAGGACAUGGUCCUGUCUACAAAGUGCAACACCAAUGGUAAACUCCUGGGGUCUCAGAUCACACAUAACACAGAUAUGGAGGUCGCUGGUCUAACGAUGAAAUUCAACAAUCUUGCCGAUUACAAAUCACAGUCUCUUCGUCUUGACAGCAAGAUCAAUGCUGUUGCUAAACCCUUCUCCCUUAACAUUGAUGCCCUCUUCAACUCAAAUGGUGCAGUGUCUUUUUACGGACAGCAGAGUGGAGAGCUAUACAGCAAAUUCCUCCUGAAAGCUGAACCCCUACUGUUCACGCAUUCAUUUGAGUACAGAGCCUCAACCACUCAUGAGAUUGAUGGCAGGCCCACUAUCAAAACCAACGUGGACAACAAACUCAGCAGCACAUUGAGUCUCCAAGAGCAGCGUGUCAAUCUGAAGGUGACAUCCAAGGUCAAUGACAACACUUUUGAACAGGAAGUGGGGGCCUACAACAAUGCAGAGAGAAUGGCUGUUGAAAUGAAAGGUGCAUUGGCCACAAACCUCUUUAGUGAAGACAGUCAGGACUAUAGUGUUUCUGGAUUUGUCAAGUAUGACAAGAACACUGACAGCCAUUUCAUCCAGAUUCCAUUCACCGAGCACCUCCCUGCCAUGAUUGAAAAUGUAAAAGCCAAAGUGAUGACGCUGAUGGAAAACAGUAUUGAACUGCUGACAGACAUCAGCACCAAAUAUGAGAUCAGCACCAAGUUUCAGAACAAAAUAUCUGAACUGAAGGAGGUCAUUGACAACUUUGACAUCAAAGUCUUCGUCCAAGAUGUGAGAAAGUACAUCAACUCCAUUGAAAAUGUCUUAACCAACCUGACGGCCAACUUGCCAAUAGAAGAAGUCAUCAAUGUAUUGAAAUCAAUCAAGGAUGCCAUCAUGGCUUGGAUCAAGAAACACAACAUCCCUAAUAGGUUCAAUGUCAUUUAUGGCAAAGCGGAGGAAAUUCUGUCAAAGUAUGAGGUUGAGAAGCUGAUCGGGGCAGUGAUGGAUGAGGUUGUUAAAAUCAUGAAGCAGUAUCAGGUGAGGGAAAAGAUUCAAUCUGUAUUUGCUCUGCUUCGGUCAGUUGACAUUGAACCUUUAAUUCAAAAGGUUAUAGUACCUGUUAAGGAGCUUGUGAAUGAGCUGUAUUCCUUUGACUUCACACAGCUGAUUGAUGACAUUAGAAAUUAUGUCAUGAGAAUGGUCCAGAAAAUACAAUCCUUUGAUUAUGACACAUUAACAGCAGAGUUGAAAGAGAAAGUGACAGACAUGAGCAAGAUUCCCUGCUUUGGAAAACUCUACGGAGAGUUCAAAGUAAACUCGCCACAUUACAAACUGAGGACUACUGCAGAUCUAGAGAACACCACAGCUACAUCUGUAACACCAGAGUUCAAAUUGAACCUUUAUUCUCAGGCCAGAUCUACUUUGAAAGUCCUCCAGUUUACAGUAGAUGCUAGUGCACAUAUUGCUCUACCCAAGAUGAGACGUCUGGCAAUCUCAGAGUACAUUAAGAUCGAUCAGUCAUCUUUCAAAGUAGACCACAAGGGGACAAUGGCUGUCUACCACCUGGCAGGCCAAGGUUCUGCUGACACAUCUGUGAACAUAGCAACUGAGUUGUAUUCUGCAGAUCUUGUCAACAACAUGUUCUUUGCCAUGGAAGACGGACUCUCUGCCACUGUAAAUACAAACUACAACCAUGACCUCAACAUGCCGCCCCUGAACAUCUUCACUCACGUAACAACAACUCAAAAGACGAAUCUUACGCUGGAGGCAGACUCCGUUCAUGUGAAGAUGAACAAUCUGGCUAAUGCAAAAUAUGCAAUCCAGGAAUUUUCAGAUGAGGUAACCCACAACAGUGACAUGGACCUGGUUAUGGAUCUCCACACAGCCAAAGUGGCUUUUAUUGGUGCAACAGGCAGCAAAUUUGUAAAAAACAGUCAGAAUGUGGUUGCAGAUAUCUGCGUUUUCCGUCAUGCUAUUAUUGAUGCUAAAUUUGAAACAGAAGGACCUGACACAAACAGUGUUGCACUGCUGAAGUUCCAGGCAAAGGCUGAAGAUAUGCAAAUAGAUCUCACCGCAUCCCAUGAUGCUAAACUAAAUGGCGGAACUCUUUCAAGCUCUGCCCUUGCCUUAAUCACGCCUACCAAGCUCAUGUUUGACACCAAGAAUAGGGGAUAUUCCAGGCUACACUUUCCAUUCCAGCUGCCUGGAAAGAUGGAAUUCCAGAAUGACAUGCUUCUUACGCUGACCUCUGAAGUACAACAAGCCAGCUGGACAGGAAUGGCCCAAUUCCAACAAAACAAAUAUUCCCAUUACUUUACAAUGGAUAACGGCGAAAGGGAAAUCAAUAUCGUUUCUCAGAUCAAUGGAGAGGCUAAUCUUGAUCUCUUGAGGCUACCAAUCACUAUUCCUGAAAUAAGAGUGCCAUAUUUUGGAAUGAGGACACCAAGAGUUGACUUCACACUGUGGGAAGAUGCUGGCCUGAGAUAUUUCUUCAUCACAACUCAGCAGACUUUUGACAUGAGCUCCAAGAUGAAUUACAUGAAGAACCCUGAGAUGUUCACCAUUAACAUUAAUGUAGAUCCAGUAAUCAGUGUCAUUAACAGCAACAUCAAGACGCUACACAAGAAAAUGCUCAUCGGAAAAGAUAAGGCUGCCGCAGUACUGGCUUCAUCGUACGGCAAAGCACAGGCAAAGUACGAAAAAUACAGCAUUGAAUUGCCUAAAACAGUGACAGUCCCUGCUUACAAAGUUCCAGUCAUCAAUGUUGAGAUGUCAACAUUCACCAUUCCCCUCCCAGACACCAGCCUUCUCACAAUGCCUGCUCUGCAUGUCCCAUCAGCAAUCAGCAAGUUGACCCUUCCCAAAAUCACUCUGCCCAAAGUUAAGAGCAUAAGGGUUCCAAAGAUGGGUGAUCUGACCUACGAGUUGUCCUUGAAAACACCAAUGAUCACUCUCAAAACCAACACCAGCAUUCUCAACCACGAGAGCUUCAUCAUCAAACUUGAUGCAUCCUCAUCUUCAGAGUGCAAGCUUCUAACAGGAAAAAUUCAGGGCAACACCAAUGUUAAUGUAGUUGGCGGAUUUAAGAUGGCCUCUGUCCUGUCUGUAAAACACGCAGUGGUUGAAGGAAGCCAUGACAGCACAGUCGUCUUAAGUUAUGAAAACGCUGACGUGUCCAUCCGCAAUUCAGCAAUGGUCAAUCUGCUUGAUGAGACUAUGGAAAUCUACCAGGAGAUGACUGGAAACCCAGAAAAAGGCCUUGUUUCCUCUCUGUCCAUUCCACCUGCUGGACAUGUUGCGGUUCAGAUGCAGAUCGAGCGGCCAGCACAAGUGAGAGCAAGACUCUAUGGUCGCUAUCCUACUGAACCAAAAACAGACAUUGAUAUUUUGACCCUGAAGAUGGCUGUAACGAAUACUGAGACGCUGAACAUUCGGACUUCCUGGAACAUGGAGAUGCCUUAUGAGGUGAUGCUGGUAGCGAAGAAGACGGUACCUGCAGUCGUGCAAACAGUCACUACUCCUGCUGUCAUGACAUACGAGAAAAUUAACCGUUACGCCAGAAGCCUUGGGGCUUCCCUCGACCAGGCUAAGAACCAGGGUACAGUGUUGUUUAAGAAUGCUGUUGACAACAUUGCAGCAGUUAAUGCCUCCAAUGUCAUAACAUCUAUCGCAGAUCAGACUUCAUUUAUACUUAGAAAAUACCAACAAAGGGUUGAACUUUUUCUUGAUGCUGUGGUUAAAUUCCUGGGAGAGACCAAGUUCCUAAUCCCAGGGCAUACACAGAGGCUGUCAGGGCUUGAGCUCUAUAACAAAUGUAUUAACUAUGUCAUCACAGAAUCUGACAACGCAUUUGAGCAAAUCGCACACUUCCAGUUAUUCAGUUUUCUAAAAGCCGUUGAAAUCUUUGAAAACAUUCAUUUCACAAUUCCUGGCUCUGACCGUAGUGUCAGUGGAAGAGACAUCCUUGAUAGCUUAUUAGAAGCUCUAACAAAAGUCCAUGAACAAGUGACAAAAACACGGAUAUUUAAAAAUAUUGACAGGGAUUUUUCUGCAUUGAUGGACUUUAUUGUGGUCCAAAUGCAGAAGCUUUACCGAAUUAUAAAAACCAACAAUGUAGCAAAGUUCUCAACCUUUGUGACUGACAUGUAUAAUGAUGCCGUUAACUCCCCUGUCUUUGCUAAUGUUGUCAAGCGGGUUGAGAUGGUCCAAAGGAUAAUUUCUGAAUAUCUCACAACUGUCACAAGCAAACUUCAGACCAUUGUGGCUGACAUCUCCAUUGAACAGCUUCAAGCAGACAUUCAGCCCUCAUUUGACUUGAUGUUGAAACGCAUGAAUGCUUUCCAUAUCGAUGUCAUGAGAGUCCUUCAGGAGAUGAGUAACACAGUUGAACCAUUUCUGAGAGCUGGUGACAGACAGAUGGAGGUUGAUAUUCCUUUUCCCUUUUCUGCCCAGUUUGCCUAAAUACCAUGGCUAACCAUCUCUAAUCCACAAUGUUGUCCUGUCGUUUUGUCAUAUACAGUACAUUUUGUUCAUAAUUUCACAGCUGUUGACUAUUUUGCCUCAUUGUAUGUUGUACUAUUUAAAAACCUGCUGGCUUAAAUAAACACAGUUUUUACUGCAAA